AUGAGAUCAGCUAUUAUUUGUUUAAUAAUUAGAGUUGUUUAUAAAUUAAUGAGCAAUCAAUAGCUUUAAAAGUUGAUAAACAACACUUUUAUAACUAAAAAGAGAGUUUCUGCUGGAUCUUUUGGUGUAGUAUAUUGUGGUUAAGACAUAAAUACCAGAGCUUUAGUAGCAAUAAAGAUUGAAAAAGGCAAUAAGGAAGACUCAAGUCUAGAAAGAGAGGUAAUUAAAAUAUCAUGAAACAUUAAGGCUGAAAUACUAAAAAGAUUGUAAAAGGUACCAUAAAUUCCAAAAUUAUAUUGGGCAGGAAAAGAAGGAGAUUCAAAUGUGCUUGUUAUAUAAUAUUUGGGAAGAGAUUUGACACAUUAUAUGAAAACAUUUCGUAAAUUUUCACUUCGCUGUGUACUCAACAUAGCUGAACAAAUGAUAAACAUCAUAGAAAAUAUUCACAAAAAGUAAGAAAUGUUAAAUCAAAAAUUUAGCAAAGUGUUGCAUCGUGAUAUUAAACCUGAAAAUGUUUUAGUAGGAAAAGAGGAAGAAGAGAAUCUACUCUUUAUAGUGGAUUUUGGAAUUAGCAAGUUUUAUAAGGAUGAAAAUGAUUCGCAUAUGUAAAAUAAAUCAGUAUAAUUAAGUUCAUAUCGAGAGAACUAACCAUUUAUUGGAACUACAAGAUAUGCCAGCAUUAAUGCUCAUAAAGGCACAUCUUUAAGUAGGAGAGAUGAUUUAGAAUCAUUAGGCUAUAUGCUCAUCUUUUUAUUAAAGGGUAAAAUGUACCUAUAUUAUAUUAUAAAGGUUAAUUACCCUGGUAAAAUUUACAAUUCACAGAUGAUGAAGAUAAAAUGCGUUAAGUUGGCUAAAUGAAGAUGAAAAUGGAAAUGAAUGAACUUUGUAAAGGAAUUCCCAUAGAAUUUGGAAGAUUUCUAGAAUACAUUAAAGGUUUACCAUUCAAAGCUGAACCCAAUUACAAACAUUGCCAAUAACUUUUUAAGAAAGUAUGCUAAGAACACAAUUUUACAUAAAAAGAUCUAGCCUUUGAUUGGGAAACUGGUCCUAAAUCUGAUAGGAAUGAUGAUAAAAGAAAACAAACUAUUGAAGGCCAUUUGCCUAGUAGUUAAAAUAGCAAUUUAGUAAAUAAUAAACCAUCUUUGUAUUUAUACAAAUUUAUUAUUUUUUAGAUUUAAAAAAUCAAAAGAUGAUAUCUCAUCAAAUAAUAUUGGAGGCUCUCUUCUCAACUACUCUCUUGAAUAAUUGGAGAUGAAUUCAUUACUCAAAACUCCAGAAUAAAGAAAAUCAAAUUUAACUCCUGAUAUUAAUAGAAGAAAGAAUAGAAUGUAAUCAGUGAGUAGUUACAAUGAUUCUCAUUCUGAAUUGGAAAACAAUGGAAGUGUGAUGUUAGGAAUUCAACCAAGUAUGAUAAGUAGAUUAAGCAAAUUAUCAUUUAAUUCAAAUUCUCGAGUACGUGAUAGUAAGUAGAAUCUUACAUUAACUCCAGAAUAGAAGAGACCACAUUUCUAAGAAAAAAAACUAACAAUUACUCCUAAUUCUUAUAUGGAGUAAAUUACUAGUUAAAAAAAGAAGUCUUUAAUUAAGAAUUCCAAUUCAUAGUAGUAACUAUCAUUCAAAAAGGAAGAAGUUGAGGAAACUAUUAGAGAUUUUUCUAAAAUGAAUGAAACAGAUGAGGGAAUCGAACCUAAAUAUAUGCUUCUUAAAUAAGCAUCAGUAAAUGCGUAUGUAAAUUUUAUAUAUGAUAAUGUAGACGCUUCAAAAAAUCAAUAAACGGGUCAGCCAAUGUUAUGUAUAAAUAAUUUUGA
Paramecium pentaurelia is the source of this 1808-nucleotide messenger RNA. Lineage: Eukaryota; Ciliophora; Oligohymenophorea; Peniculida; Parameciidae. The record is from the annotation of a GenBank genome assembly.